UUCCAGUGUGUUGGGAGGUAGCACAAUGAUCGAAUGCUUCUUAGGUGAUGAAAAUCGUGAAAUCGACGAGUUGAUUUUUAUUCAUCGUUUCACGUUUACUAUCGCAUACGUGGAUACUCGUAUUCAUUCAGCAACAUUUUCUUCAACAUACGGCAGUCGUUCUAUCGACUGGUUCUUCGAUAUAUCAUGUGAUCGGCGAGCUCCGCAAGUACGCCUUGCACAGCGACGAAUGCGAAUUGAUGAAGCUUAUCCGCCCGGAACAAUACUUUUCAAGUACCAUGCCGUUUCCAGAAACUACGAGCAAUCGAGGGAAAUGGAACUAGAGGAGAGGGCGUUUAGCGGACUGUUCGUCGUCCCCGAAGACAGCCAGUUCUUCCUUUCAAUGUUUGGAGCUCUUCACUCACAAGCUUUUGAUGGUGGAGAAAUAGUUCUUAUGAUGAAGCUUGUUUUCAAAAGUAAAGACUUCUUCACUACAUUGCGACGUCGUGAAACUAUCCCACCCUCAUGUGUAGCUCCAGACGAUCCCCGCUCCUUGGCAUUAAACGAGAUCCUCACAAGUCAAAGAGAUUUCAAAAUAACAGCAAAUAACGGCGAAAUACGAACCUCCAAAUAUUUGCUUUAUUUAUCAACCAAUUUCUUCAACGAGCUUAUUACGAGCAAUCCAUUCGUAACUUCAACUUCUCUCGAUUUUGACUACGAUAUUAUUGAAAAGGUCCUUGAAUUUGCCUUCAUGGGAACCUAUGACUUGGAUGUCUAUCAGAUUGAUAAAGUACGAAAGUUCUUGCAAUGUAUCAGGAAAAUAAAGCCACUAAAACAAAACGAGAUUAUCAAUCACGUAUCAGAAAGACUUAACCAGAUCCUCAUUAAGAACUGGCAAAAAGUAAGUUUAGAUGAUGCUGUGAAGAUGUUGGAUAUCGCCUAUGAACAGCAGUUUGCAAAUCUUUUAGAUUCAGCAAUGAAUCUCGUUGUCGACCAACACUUUCUCGAUUUCCGACUGGAGUAUAACGAACAUUCGGAAGGCGAGAACGGAGCAUUAUUCCAACGCUUGAAUCAUUCCGAGAUCGCUGAUUUUUUGGCUCCAACAAACGUCAUGCUCGCUAGUUAUCGUAAACGAGGCACAGUGACAAGGAUUCUAAAGUACAAAUCCAAAACACCUUCGAAAAGAGAGUUUGUGGAAUAGAA
Molecule: messenger RNA, 1182 nt
Organism: Thelazia callipaeda (thelaziosis nematode)
Lineage: Eukaryota; Metazoa; Nematoda; Chromadorea; Rhabditida; Thelaziidae
Source: the annotation of a GenBank genome assembly